Messenger RNA from Pseudogymnoascus verrucosus, 1691 nucleotides. RefSeq lists its product as uncharacterized. The record is from RefSeq and is a predicted model, not a curated record. The transcript has a single exon. Bases 469 to 1485 code for a protein of 338 amino acids. Lineage: Eukaryota; Fungi; Ascomycota; Leotiomycetes; Thelebolales; Thelebolaceae. Gene Ontology annotation, biological process: base-excision repair, AP site formation. Gene Ontology annotation, molecular function: mismatch base pair DNA N-glycosylase activity.
GGGGGAUAUUUUAGGGCAGUCGAGGCACUUGCAUCCUGGAUUUUUAGUGGGUUGUGCACGGUUCUAGUGGGUGGCUCUAGUGGACUCUUGGCUUGCGAUGGGCUUCUCCUUUAUUCUGCCGAUUCAAAUCUCUAGGCGGUGAGAGACCAUCUCCUGACAAGGCUGCAAGGCUACCAUGGUAUGAUUCGGACUAAUACAGUUGCAUAUGAGUAGUCGAGUUCCACUGUGGCUUGUAAUAUUGAGGCAUUGUCUGCCUGUGGUCCUUUUCAACCUCAUCAACGGUGUCAGGCGGCUUGUGUUCAUAUAUAUCUAAAGUUUAACAGCCCAUUAUCAUGUCUCAAGCCAUUUAACCAGUCCCUGGUAUCAUUUUCAGCGCCAGCGACGAUAGUAACACCACUGACUCGAGUCUUAAACUUCAAUCCUCAAAUCUUCAGCCUCGGGAUUCUCAACCCCCCCACACCCAUCACCAUGGCAGCAACCAAAAUCCUCACUCUCAAAACAGAGGAUACCACUCUCGAGGCAAUCCCCGUCUCCUCACCAAGCUUCAAAGGCCGUCUCAACCUCUCCUCCUUCGCUUUCGAGGCUCCUGCGACUCAAACCCUCCGCCGCAGUCCUCGGAGUCUCACUCCCAAAGUCGAGGCAUCCAAUUCCCUCUCUCAGACCUCAGUUGUCAAAAUCGAGCCCUCCGCUUCCCCCUCCCCUCCCCGAAAGCGAGGAACAAACACUCCCUCCCUCUCCUCCUCUCCAAGCAAAAAAUCCCGUUCCCGCACCCCCGCCGGCUAUGCCCACCCUUCCAAAUACGCCCACCUCAACGAACUAGUCGACAUCCUCGAGCCAAAUCUCAUAUGCGCCUUCGUCGGUCUCAACCCCGGCCUCCGCACCGCUACCGAUGGGCACGCGUACUCACACCCCUCCAACCGGUUCUGGAAACUGCUUUACUCCUCAGGACUCACUACGCGGUUGAUGAAGCCGGUUGAGGAUAGGAGUUUACCUGCGCUUUACAGUUUGGGGAAUACGAAUAUCGUUGCUCGCCCAACACGCAAUGGUGCGGAGUUGAGUAAGCAGGAGAUGGACGACAGUGUAGCGGUGCUUGAAGAGAAGAUGCGGAUGUUCAAACCGGAAGCGGUGUGUAUUGUCGGGAAAAGUAUUUGGGAGAGCAUUUGGAGGGUGAGGCAUGGGAGGGCGAUUAAGAAAGAGGAGUUUAGGUAUGGAUGGCAGGAUGAUAGUGAGGCGAUUGGGAAGCCUGAUGGUUUGAAGGAGGAGGGGGAGGAGGGGGAGGUGUGGAAGGGUGCGAGGGUCUUUGUGGCGACGACUACGAGCGGGCUUGCGGCGAACCCGACGCAGGCGGAGAAGGAGAAGAUUUGGAGGGAGUUGGGGGUUUGGGCUGAAAAGAGGAGGAGGGAGAAAGCUGGGGAGGUGGUGGAGGUGGUGGAGGUGGUGGAGGUGGUUGCUGGGGGUGUGGUUGGGGAAGUGUUGUUGAACUGAGGGUUUGGGGGGUAUAUAUGAUGGGUGGGAGUUUUAAUUGCUGGUGUUGCUGGUGUUGCUGGGGCGCUAGGUUAUGAGGAUUAUAGCUGGAAUGCAUGGCUGAGGUUCUGCUUUUGGAGGGAUGGAAAUAGCUCUAUAUCAUAGCUAUAUCGGUAUCUUCGUUCGAAAUAGGCUAGAAUAUAAAUAAACCGUAGAACAUAGUUAUU